This is a messenger RNA of Xylaria bambusicola, 1429 nucleotides long. RefSeq lists its product as uncharacterized. NCBI's taxonomy places the organism in Eukaryota, Fungi, Ascomycota, Sordariomycetes, Xylariales, Xylariaceae. The transcript has 2 exons. The record is from RefSeq and is a predicted model, not a curated record. Bases 117 to 884 code for a protein of 255 amino acids.
AUUCAUAUACACUUCCCGUGUACGUGUCCUACCUAAGGUAAAGCUGCCCAAGCUUGAACUUCAAAGCCGGUUACAUAAUCUCAUAUGACAGCAUCUCAACCAAAACGCAAGAUAGAAUGGAGGAUCUUCGCGAUGCUAAGGAGACCGUGUCGGAAUUCGCUGCGCUAAUCGACAACCUCCGGCCCGGCGCUGACACCUCUCAUCGUCGACUAGAGCGACCCGACGUCCUCGUCGCCAUGCGCCAGAACUCUACAGGUUCGCAGAAGAGCGCAAAGAGUACUAUCAGCUCUCGCUGGAGAACCAAGACCUUAAAGAAAGAUUGGGAUGAGACUACUGAGGGUAUCUUGUGGAACGAGCUAGAACGAUCGCAGAACGAGGUGGCGCAUCGGUACAAGCUUGACCAGACCGCGCUGAAAGAGUUCAUCAGCUCCCCGAACAUGAUGGAUCUCGGAUGCGAGUUCGCGCGACACUACUACGGCGAUCCUGUGAAAGAAAAGGCUUAUUGGGCUGCCGAGGACCUCUUCUUCGACCUGCAGGCCGUUAAGCAAGGCGAUGUUCCCUCCGCACGGCGGGCCAAGGCCAAGGUAUACAAGAAGGACUGGGAUCUGGCGGACCAUCUCGUGCGCUUCGUGCUCCUCGCCGAACAGUACCGUCUGUGCUCGGGCCAGGAGAAGUGGAUUGCCUGGCAAUGGGACUUCGGUGGCAAGAUCGCUUUCUACCUUAGUGUCCUGCGCUGCUACACGGUUCGAGAAGCGAAGCAGCGAGAGCUGGCUAAUAAGGCUGCUAGUUCGUCGUCGACGCCGUCGCCGCUUCCGGCUCAGAAUGGCAAGGGCUGGAAAGUCGAGCGGGCACCUAGAGUUCAUCAUUUCGAGAACAAACCUUGACGCACAAGGACCAUCGUUCAGAGAAAAAAAGGGACGGCGGGGAUUAUCUUUGUCAGCGGUUAUGAGAAGCUAGAUACAGCGUCUGCGUUCUCCUAUUUUGGCCGCUUGAUAGGCUUGAAGGUGCGAAAUACACGACGAGGGCCUCGUAAGGAUAGGCUAUGUUAUUUGAUUAUAGCUACAUAUACCCAUCAAGAGAAGAGUGUUAGACAGAUAGCUACGACAUGCUUCCUAUAGUGCUAGUUGUAGCACUGAAGGGAACAUGCCUGAGAUGAAUACCGUCCAGUGUUGUCGCAGAUUACUACUUAUCGCCGGUGAGUAGCUUCGGAGGCUAACUACCUAAGAAUCAUUGAUUGUGCACCCUAGGCUGCGGCAACUGAUAGCUCCAUGAUCACCUCAAGUCAGGCGCUCAGUGCGCACGUAAGGGAAACUAACUGAAGCUGUAUGCUGUGUCUUUCUUAGUAUGUAGAGAGUCGUGGAUUGAGCGAGCAGCCGAAGACUUGAAGUAAACUGAUCAUACCAUCGUGGGCAGUAUCUUUCAGUGGAGG